Molecule: messenger RNA, 744 nt
Organism: Trypanosoma cruzi
Lineage: Eukaryota; Euglenozoa; Kinetoplastea; Trypanosomatida; Trypanosomatidae
Product: retrotransposon hot spot (RHS) protein, putative
Exons: 1
Source: RefSeq, a predicted model, not a curated record
GAUUAUCUUGGGGUUUUAACAGUAUCUCGUUUGGCAAAGGUGCUGAGUGCGCAUGAUAUUUUUUUCCUCGUAUUGGGUAUGAAGAAUGUUGUUCAAUCUGCAGCUUUGGAAAAGUAUUCUUUAAGCGUAUUCUUGCGUGUGGAGUUUGUCACUUCCAUAGUGAAGGAUCUCAAGGAGCUGAAGCCACCAUCACCUUCCAAACCACGGUCCUCGGUGCUAACGUUAAACCCUCAGGGUUACCCCACCGAGGCAGCUGCAAUAACUGAACUGAAGUUCAUUGAUGGCCCGCAAGAAUUAAAUUAUCGGGUGCUGUACAUACCGACGUUCCCAACCUUUCCGCUGGUGGACGGCUUUUUCUUUUUGAAGUCACCGCGGAAGACGCUGGUUGGGCUGCAGAUGACGACGGCGAGUGCGCAUCACACGAUAACCAGCACUGUGAAUCUGUUCACUGAGCACCUGUCGAAAUAUUUUGAUGGUUGGGAGAGAUUUGCUCAAGGAUUGUCGUGGGAUAUUAUUUAUAUACAACACGCAGACAGCAAGCCGAUGAAAAAUUGGCAGAGAUGUGAUUACGUCAAUUCCAGGAAUAAAACCGACGCUGAAAAAAAAAUUGUGGCGUUCUGGAACGGAAGGGUACACCAAUACCAGGUUAUUUUAAAAGGUAAAUUUCCUGAGGCAAACAAAUUUUCUCAUGACGGUCUACCUGAGGGGGAUAGAAAAGGCAAGAAAUUUGAAAAAAAUAAGUAG